UAGAGUCCGGUUUGUUUCUAGGUUAAGUCAACCAUAUUGAUUGCUAACUUGUCAAAGUAGUUUGUGGUGUAAUUUAAGGAAAAUUACGGAAAUGUACGAAGAAAGCGAUUCGAAUUACAACUACGACUAUGAGAGCGAUUAUGGGGGCCACGGGGCCGAAUCAGCCGGGGAUGCCGAUUUCAAUCGUACGGCGAAUUAUAAGAUGCCCGAUGUCGUGAAGAAUUUCUUGACUUAUUUUCGAAAUGCGAUCAGCGAGGGAUCAGUUUUUGAACUUCAAAAUUUGUACGAAGUUCACUGGCCGAAGCUAACAGAAGAUUAUUUCGAAAAGAGACCAUGGCCGGAGGAGAGCGAAGUUUCCGCAGCUAUUACAAGCGACCCAGUAUUCAUGAUUUUAUACAAAGAACUCUAUUUCCGUCAUAUUUACGCUCGAGUUCCAGGAGGUCCAACAUUAGAACAACGUUUCAACUCGUUCUACAAUUACUGCGAUCUUUUCAAUUACAUCUUAAACUCCGAGGAACCGGUUCCAUUGGAAUUGCCCGAUUUAUGGCUUUGGGAAUUAAUUGACGAAUUUGUUUAUCAAUUUCAAUCGUUCGCUCAAUACAGAGCUCGUUUGCAAAAGAAAUCUCUUCAAGAAUUGGAGAUUUUGAAUAAUCAUAAUAAAGUGUGGAACGUUUUGUGCAUUUUAAAUGUUCUUCACUCGCUAGCGGAUAAAAGUAACAUUAAACAACAAUUAGAUGUUUAUGCAACUGGUGGAGAUCCCGAUAGUGUUGCUGGGAUGUUUGGGAGACAUUCCCUUUAUAAAAUGUUGGGGUACUUCUCGUUGGUUGGUUUGUUAAGAUUACAUUCUUUAUUGGGCGAUUAUUACCAAGCGAUUAAAGUAUUAGAUAACAUUGAGGUGCACCUUAAAUCUCAAUUUGCUCACGUCCCUGCGUGUCAAAUCUCCACAUCUUAUUACGUUGGGUUUGCUUAUAUGAUGAUGCGAAGAUACUCAGAUGCUAUUAGAAUAUUUUCAUCGAUUUUACUUUACAUACAAAGAACGAAACAACUUUUCGCCACAAAAAGUUAUCAACACGAUCAAAUCAACAAACAAACCGACCAAAUGUAUCAUUUAUUAGCGAUUUGUUUGGUGUUGCAUCCCCAGUGUAUCGACGAAUCAAUCCAACAAACUUUACGUGAGAAAUUGUACCACGAAAAAAUGUACAAAAUGCAAUACGGUGAUUUACAAGAAUUCGAAAAUUGUUUCUUGUUCGCUUGCCCGAAAUUUUUAUCACCAUGUCCACCCCCGGUAGAUGCACCACCAGAGGAUUAUUCUAAAGACGAAAUUAAAUUGCAAACUCAAGUUUUUGUGGAUGAAGUCCAACAACAACGUACUUUACCCACGAUUAGGAGUUAUUUAAAACUUUACACCACACUUCCUUUAGCUAAAUUAGCCACGUUUAUGGCUCAAAAUCAACGUAGGGAUGAGAAUCCCAUUGACAUUGAUAAGGAAAUUGAAAGUUUGAUUAUUCAUUUAUUGUGUUUUAAGCAUAAGAUGAAAAAUUUGGUUUGGAGUAAAGGAUCAUCUGGGUUGGAGGGGAAAUUUCAAAGUGGAUCGGAGUUGGAUUUCUACAUCGAUAAUGACAUGAUUCAUAUCGCUGAUACUAAAGUGGCUCAUCGCUACGGGGACUUCUUUAUUAGAAAAAUCUUGAAAUUCGAAGAGUUGAACAGGAAGCUACAUCACUUGAAGAUGUAGCUUAAUUGUUGACGCUUUGGACUAAAGUUUUACGUCGAUAAAUAAGUCCUUUUUAUAAGAAAAAAUUAUUCAAUAAAAUAAAACAAUUCUAAAUAAAAUUAAUUCAUUUUUA
Messenger RNA from Onthophagus taurus, 1844 nucleotides. RefSeq names its product eukaryotic translation initiation factor 3 subunit l (gene eIF3l). Gene Ontology annotation, biological process: translational initiation. The record is from RefSeq and is a predicted model, not a curated record. Gene Ontology annotation, cellular component: eukaryotic translation initiation factor 3 complex; cytoplasm. Gene Ontology annotation, molecular function: protein binding; translation initiation factor activity. Lineage: Eukaryota; Metazoa; Arthropoda; Insecta; Coleoptera; Scarabaeidae.